Peronospora belbahrii is the source of this 3438-nucleotide messenger RNA. Lineage: Eukaryota; Oomycota; Peronosporomycetes; Peronosporales; Peronosporaceae. The record is from the annotation of a GenBank genome assembly.
AUGGACAUUGAUCGUACUACUACUACUACUACUACAAAGCGUGAUGAUGAUAUUAUAAAGCACGAAACACGUAAAGAAGUAAAGGAUGCAGCACCUAUGAAACUAUCUACAGUCUUAAAAGAUGAGAGCCAUGUGAUGAAAUUUCAUCUAACAAAUCCAUUGCAGCUCGUAGACUUGACCGACAGGACUAAACCAAAGCUAAAAGUAUCAGAAAGUGGACGUUUUGAAGAUCAAUUUUAUCAUGCACAUGAUGGUAGUAAGACCAUGGCGAGAUUACGUAAACGUUCAUAUCAGAAUCAAACCGUUCAUACGAGUGGCAAUGACGUGGAACAGUUUUCAGAUGCUGAUAUCAUUACAAGUGGAUAUUUAGUCAAACGGGGAUCAUUCUGGAAAUCAUGGAGACGUCGUUUUUUUAUCUUGAGAAGAGAUCGACCUUUACUGUGCUAUUACACAUCGGCGGAGGAACUUGCAAAGCUUGGAGAGAUUACUAUUGACGAGAAUACGCACGUACAGCAUACUCCAAAGGACGGGGUCCCGUAUCGAUUUACGAUCAAAAGCGAUCGACGUACACUGACGCUGUUUGCAGAGCAAGGUGAGGAGUCCAUGGAAGCCUGGAUUUCGUGUAUUAAUGGAUGUAUCACACAGCGAAUGCGGUCAUCAUCACAUGCCUCGGUAAAUGGAUCGUUUAAGCGCGUCUCGGAAGGAGGAACCUUUAGUGCUCAGCUGCAAGGGCGAACGUCUGAGAGUUUGCCCUUGCUGGAUGAUUUCAGCAUGGAUAGCGCGAGUUUUUCCCGAAUGGAAAGGUCUCAAAUCACGACCAGCAUGAUGGCAAUGAAACGUUUCGCUACCGACACGACUAUCAUUCAGCAAGCUGCUAACGACUCUAGAUUCGUUCGAGCAAGUGAGAAAAAACACAAGCAGCAACGGCAUCAAUCUCACCGGCAUCGAAACUCUCGUCUUGCUAGCAUUGAAUCACCACCCUUCGAUGUAGCAAAGACCACGCGCCGUCUGUAUCGCUCUUCCAGUGCCGGAUGCAUCCUUACUCAAUCGUCAUCAUUUUCCGCUGCCACUCGCACGUGCGACGACAACGGGCUGUCGAUGUUGCAUUCAUCCUCAUGUUCGACAAGUGAUCGACAAGGGCCCCUUGCCUUAUCGAAAUCCUUACGUGCACCAAACUUGAGCUUGCAAGGAUUCAAGCCACCCUCUAGUGUGGAGUUGGCUGUAUCUGUUGGCAGCAAGGCGGUGCAAGAUGCUCCACAUAUGCUGGUGGUUUUAUUCAAUAUCCGACAGGGCCAACGGCCAGAGGAGAUAUCACGUACGGAGGUACGAAGCUCACUUUGUUUUAGAUCUUGUGGUGGUGGCUAUUACGCUCGCGAUUUUAGCGCCUUGCUGUCAGUACCGCGCGCAGCUCGUUCAAUGCUCCAGUUUGAAAUUUUCUCGGUUGUAAACGCUUCAUCAGAGUCGCUGGAACAACAAAAGUCGCUUGGUUUUGUGCGAGUCUCAGCGCUGGACGUUCUCUUUUCGCGUGAACCUUCAAUGCUGCUCAAGUGUCACCGCACAGAUAUGUCCAAGCAGCUUUUCUAUCUUGUCGUCGAUCGGUUUGCCCCGCCUAAUCGCAGUAUUAAUGUCAGUCACGCGUAUACAUAUGCAAAGCAUCAUUUCCUCGUGGAUGCACAAACAAUGGAGAAGGGCAAGGCGGGUGAUCUUAUGUCUAGCUCUACUAUGAGCAUGGGAAGUUUGAUCUAUAGCGAAAUGCUUCAUAGUCAGAUAAACUCAUCGGCAGCUAGCCAUGUGCUUGUAUCAGAAGAAUUGUCGGCGUCGUAUGUCUCAGUGUCAAUGACUGUUGCUUUUCUGAAGCAUCUUCAACGGCGAAAUGUCGCCCGUAUCGAUGAGGCAAAGCAGGUGAUCCAUGAUAUGAAACAGCAUAUUCGUGUGACUGCAAAUUCGAAUUUGUCUAGCGCGCUUGUGCAAGACGUGGAGGGUCGAAUUCGAGACGUGGAAGUUGAAAUGGCUCAUUAUAUGCGUCUUUACGCCUCCUACCAAGAUAACUUGAAGCGAUAUGAGACCAUGUCGGCAUCGCUCGAGGAAGGUCGCGAGCAGGGGAUUACGGGAUGUCUCAAGCGAAGCAAUAUGAAGAAAGACAAAGCAACAGCGUUCAUGGCUACCAACCUUAACUGUCACCUUGUGCGUGGAAGGCGUGUGAAUCUUGCUUGCGGUGCUGAUCGAAUCUAUCGGGGACGAAGAAGUAGCUUAACAUCCACAAUGAUUGACGAUGCAUCCACGUCUGAUGAUAGCGAUGGCGAGACGUCGUCUACAUCUGACUAUGUCUUCUCGGUGAUCACUCACGGCUGUACUUCAGCUCACAUUAUGGGCUUUAAGGAGGGUGGAUUGCGUCGUCUUCAGCAGCAAUUGGUAUCACAGAGUCUACCAGACCGUCGUCUACGCGAGCGUAUCGAAAUGAGAGAAGAUGUUGUGCGCUCGCAGGUGCUCGCAAUUGCGGGUGCAUCAUUCCUUAACGCUGUGACCCUAGCCGCAACUCGUGGUGGACAGCAUCGGCAACGUUUGCAGUUGUCCUGUUCGACGGGCUUCUUGCUUAGCGUUGAGUCUUUGCUAAGCACUGUUGGUGCCGAGAAGGGGAUGCUUGAAGAUAUGUCAGAGGGUAUUCGGUGGUUAAAUAGCGUCGUAAGUUUGCAGCUUGUCCAGUCUGCUGAAUUGAAUCCCCACGUGGAAAUGUCAAAAUGCGUGAGCGUGACAAGUACACCAACUGGAGAUCACGUUGUGGCUGCGUUUGCUGUACCUCCUGGUGUGUUUACAAAACUUCCAGAGGUGCUGCAACAGGGCCAUGCCAUUAAACUUCAUGGCGUCAUGUUUACUCAAGGCAUUAACGAGAUGCAAUCAGUGGCCAAUCAUUAUCUGAACUCGAGUCUCCAAGAUGAACUUAAUUUUGAAAAUGUGCAGAUGCUGCAGCGAUAUUUCCGAGUCUAUCAGGCCGAAGUGAUGAUGACUAGUGGAGAUGAUGAGAAGAAGCGUGAAACCGAUAUCAUUGCACUAGCAGAGCUUGAGUCUGAUAUUGAAGCACUUACUGGUCGUCUCAAUAUUCGCACAGAGAAUGUGCAAAAGAAGUUUGUCAAUAUUUUGAUCACGUCCAGUGAUAUUUGUCGUCGUCUAGGAGCUGGACGUACGACGUGUUGCAAGAGUGGCAAAGACCGCACAGCCAUGUCCGUUACGCUGGAAGCCUCUCGUUUACUUGUGGAUCAUUUCCAUGUUAAACAAGGUGUACAUCUUUGUAAUGCAAUGAGAGAACGUGGUGUUCGUCGUGUAAAUGUCUUGGCAAAUACUGGCAAAACGAAAUUUGCAUUCAAUUCCUUCCAGCUCAAGUAUAUUCCUGAUUGUUAUAAACCACCACUUGCAUGUGCUGAUUCACAUGUGGCGUCAUAG